Mercurialis annua (annual mercury) is the source of this 1603-nucleotide messenger RNA. RefSeq names its product 11S globulin-like. The transcript has 4 exons. The coding region runs from base 39 to 1451 and encodes 470 amino acids. NCBI's taxonomy places the organism in Eukaryota, Viridiplantae, Streptophyta, Magnoliopsida, Malpighiales, Euphorbiaceae. Gene Ontology annotation, molecular function: nutrient reservoir activity. The record is from RefSeq and is a predicted model, not a curated record.
UUCACUUCACUUCAGUUCAAAGAUUAUAAGCUUCAACCAUGGCUAAGUCUGUGCUUAUUUCUCUCUGUCUACUUGUUCUGUUUCAUGGCUCAUUGGCUUACCACCAAUAUCAGCAGCAGCAAAACCAGUGCCAGCUCGACAGGCUCAAUGCUCUCGAGCCGGAUAACAGUGUUCAAUGUGAAGCUGGUACCGUUGAGUCGUGGAACCCGAACCGUGACGAGUUCCAGUGUGCUGGUGUGGCUGUUGUUAGGCGUACGAUUGAGCCUAAGGGACUCUUGCUUCCAUCUUACAGCAAUGCUCCUCAGCUUAUUUACAUUGUUAAAGGUACGGGUAUGACUGGAACCUUGUUCCCUGGAUGUCCUGAAACAUUUCAAGAAUCUGAAGAGUUAUCAGGAGGCCGUAGCGGCAGCAGCAGGACCCGAGAUCAACACCAAAAAAUUCAUCAUUUCCGUCAAGGCGAUAUCAUCGUUCUGCCUGCCGGAGUUGCUCACUGGUGCUAUAAUGAUGGCAAUGAACCUGUUAUUGCUGUUUCUCUUCUUGAUACUACCAACUCUAACAACCAGCUUGACAUGAAUCCAAGAAACUUCUAUCUAGCCGGCAACCCAGAAGACGAGUUCCAAAAAUUCCAAAGCGGUGGUGAGCGUUCCCGGGGAAGCCGUAGCGAGAGUCAACGGGGCUCUUGCAACAAUCUCUUCUGCGGACUUGAUUCUAGGCUCAUUUCUGAAUCAUUCAACAUUGACGAGCAGUUAGCUAGAAAGCUUCAGAGCGAAAACGAUAACAGAGGCAGCAUAGUGAGAAUUGAAGGCGGACUCCGCGUGGUGAGGCCACCGAGGACUGAACAAGAGAGAAGAGAGCAAGAAGAGCGCGGGAGAGAAGGACGUUCCAUUAAUGGCCUUGAGGAAACUUUCUGUACGAUGAGGAUUAGAGAAAACAUUGCUCAUCCCUCUCGAGCUGAUGUGUAUAUCCCAGAAGUUGGCCGAGUUAGUACUCUUAAUAGCCAUAACCUUCCGAUUCUCAGGAACCUCCAACUCAGCGCUUCCCAUGUUGUUCUCGAAAAUAAUGCUGUGAGACUACCCCACUGGCACGUUAAUGCCCACAGCAUCUUAUACGCAAUAAGAGGCCAAGCCAGGAUUCAGAUCGUCAACGAAAAUGGUAACAGCGUCUUCGACGGAACUGUGAAGGAACGACAAGUCCUAAUAGUGCCACAAAACUUUGUGGUGGUGAAGCGAGCAGAGAGCGAGAGAUUCGAGUAUGUCACCUUCAACACCAACGAUAAUGCGAUGACAUCUGAUCUAGCUGGCCGAACCUCUGCCAUCCGAGCCAUGCCUAUGGAGGUGCUCGCAAAUGCAUUCCGGGUUUCGUUGGAGGAGGCGGAGAGGAUCAAAUUUGGAAGACAAGAGACAACCCUAACUAGGUCGAGCUCUCGGUCCGAAAGGCGGGCUACUGCUUAAUGAAGAUGUUUAAUGCUAUGUAUAAAUGUAGUUCAAAUAAGAUGAGAUUAGAGACUGUAUUAUGCAAGUGUUGGAAAUAAAAUAAAUGAAUGUAGAAAUGGAAUAAAUAUGUAACCUCAACGGAAAUAAUGCAGUUACCUCUUUCUCCAAAA